Molecule: messenger RNA, 3192 nt
Organism: Oncorhynchus kisutch (coho salmon)
Lineage: Eukaryota; Metazoa; Chordata; Actinopteri; Salmoniformes; Salmonidae
Exons: 3
Coding region: 852-1244 (130 amino acids)
Source: RefSeq, a predicted model, not a curated record
GUCUGUACUGCGCAGUCGCGGUGUCAUGUAAACAGCAGAGGUUCGUGAGCUAGCUAACCAGCUACAUAGAUGUUAGGGCGUUGAUACCGGCGAUAUUGUUCAAAUGUAGCUUUCAAUCAAUAUAUUUGUCUUUCUUCACCACACAUCGCAUUGUCUAGCAGGAUAAUCUGACCUGUGAGACCCUUAUCUACACCGAGGAUACCUCCUUUUGUUGUUUUGAUCAGUGAUACGAGAAGGCUAACGUUACUGUAGCUAGCAAGUUAACGUUAGACAGCAUAGUUUGGGUCCUUGCAACGUUGAGCUUCAAAGCUCGAAUGUAAGGGCGGGUUUCUUUCUCUUACAUUGUUUACAUGUUAGCUAACUUUAGAUAACUAUCAACCUAACGUGACCUAAUUGCUAGCUUGGUUAUAGUCUGUCAACUAUCGUUUUGCUAGCCAUGAUUUGACUUCGAAAACAGCAGGUAUACCAUUAUAUUAUUGAUUUGGUGCUUUGACUGUUUGGUCGUUUCUAGCUAAACAGCUUAGCUGGUAAUAAAGUAGUUCAAAUGUCAUGUUUGGGUGAGGUUGCCAAGUGUCUGUCCCUUUCUUAGUUAGCUAUAUAUUCGACACGCUGGUUUCAUGGCACUUAAAAUACCAACAUAAUGUGUUUUAGCAGGCUUGUAACAACUGUGUGGGACACUCGCUAGAUCGCUAAUUAAUUAGCUUGCUGGGCCGUAAACGUAAUCAAACUGUGAGUAGCCUAGGCCGAAAACAGGGACUGUGAAAAACAACUCGUCACUGCAGCCUAACGUUAUAUUGCCCACGACACGUAACCAGCUGCAAGGCCUGUCAUUAGGACAAUACAAUCAAUACAUGUUAACUGAAAACAGGAAACGCCAGCGGAGUGGUGGGGAAGAGGAGAAUGGCCAGCUGGUGCCUAAGGCCAAAAGGUUGAGCAGAGGAGCUAACCCCCUCUCUCCUGAGCUGGGCCUGGAUGCCUGGGACUCGGAGUUGUCCAACAGUGAGAGCAGAGGGAUUAGCAGUCCGGACCAUGCGGUGGGGAGCAGCAGCAGUAGCCAGUGUGCUGUGGACAGCCUCAGUGGGGCCCAACCCUACGCCCCUGGCCCAUGUAGUCCCCUCAGCUCGGCUCUCUCCUCAGAGCUAGCUGACCCCACUAACCUGGUCUCGUACCAUCAAAUCAACCGCAUCCUACGAGAGGCCCACUUUGAGAGUCUGCAGUGCCGAGGCCACCCCAGAGAUGCAUGAUGAUUUCCCCCCAUUCCAGCCAUGCCUCUGGGGCAGGAGAGGACCGACCACAACCUGGGCAUGCCCGGAGCAUUACAUGGUGGAUCACUCACUCAGCUCUACUACCCCUCUACAUCUCCUGUUUCCAUAACAUCACAGCAGCUCUAUGCUGUCUGCAUAUCGUUGGAUGGAGACUAGCUAGUCCAGGCCUGCUGUAUUAUUGAAACUUGGCAAUCCAUUUAGAAUGUAAAAAGAAACCUGUUCAUAUUGUUGGCAAUAAUAACUCUUUGAUCCAAUUGGGAAUAUCCUGACCUGUGACUCUUUUUUUGUUGUUCCAGACCAGUCUGGGUUACAUGCUGCAUAGUACCAGUCUGGGUUACAUGCUGCAUAGUACCAGUCUGGGUUACAUGCUGCAUAGUACCAGUCUGGGUUACAUGCUGCAUAGUACCAGUCUGGGUUACAUGCUGCAUAGUACCAGUCUGGGUUACAUGCUGCAUAGUACCAGUCUGGGUUUGUACCAUGUUUGAGAGUGAAAUUGGAGGGGCUGCAGGAACUUUGUGUCUGUACAGGGUUACUGGUGUUUGUGGUCUGUGUAGGGGUUGCUGGGGUUUUGGGUCUGUGUAGGGUUUACUGGGGUUUGGGUCUGUGUAGGGAUUCCUGGGGUUUAGGGUCUGUGUAGGGGUUCCUGGGGUUUAGGGUCUGUGUAGAGGUUCCUGGGGUUUAGGGUCUGUGUAGGGAUUACUGGGGUUUAGGGUCUGUGUAGGGGUUCCUGGGGUUUAGGGUCUGUGUAGGGGUUCCUGGGGUUUAGGGUCUGUGUAGGGGUUACUGGGUUUGGGUAGUCAUAUACUGAAUGAAAUCUGCACUAUGAAGGUUACGGUGUACUGUACGUGAAUCAAUAACAGUGAGGGUUUGUUUGCUUCCGCACUUGACAGGGGGCUAACAAUCACGUACUUUAACUAUCCAGGGUUUUGUUUAUUAGGUACCAAAUGGACUGAAAAAGGGGAAUGCCUGGACUUGUCCAUAAAAAUAAUUUGUUAAAAUUUUAUUUCACAACGUUUUACUACAGUGUGUCCUACUGAACAGUGCCCUACUGAACAGGACCAAGGGUCAUAGUGCAACUUAAUCAGGAAAAUGUUCGCCUACACCAGUAACGAAGAAGGGACCUUGGAUCUAACUGAGCUUGUAUAAAAAUGCACUGUAACCGCUGUUUUGUGACCUGUUUUUGGGUGAGCUUUGCACACGGCUUUACUACCCAAACACCUCUUAUCAAGAAGACCUUCCCUCAGCCCGGACUUGAGGGAAGUUUCAGUGGUUGAAGCCACUGAAACUGGCCUAGCUGCAAAACAAACCCACUUGAAUCCAGCUGGAUGGUUGCUGUAUGAUUCAGUCUGAAUCCAGCUGGAUGUUUGCUGUAUGAUCCAGUCUGAAUCCAGCUGGAUGGUUGUUGUAUGAUCCAGUCUGAAUCCAGCUGGAUGGUUGUUGUAUGAUCCAGUCUGAAUCCAGCUGGAUGGUUGUUGUAUGAUCCAGUCUGAAUCCAGCUGGAUGGUUGUUGUAUGAUCCAGUCUGAAUCCAGCUGUAUAAUCCAGUCUGAAUCCAGCUGGAUGGUUGCUGUAUGAUCCAGUCUGAAUCCAGCUGUAUGAUCCAGUCUGAAUCCAGCUGGAUGGUUGCUGUAUGAUCCAGUCUCUGUGAACAUCCAGGUAUUUAAAGCACCGACCAUAAGGCUGUGUGUUUUCACAGGCCCCUUUCCCCCAAAGUUGGAUUUGCUGUCCUCUUCGUGGGGGAGGAGCACAACUGUCCCUCUUUCAGUCAAGACUAAGUUUAGUGUUAUAUCAGAAAAUAUGGUUUAUUUUUAUCAUUAUUUUUUGUAUUAAGAAUUUCUACAUGACAUCUUACCUGCCAUUGAAAUUUUGGAUUUGAUUUUGUUUUUUUAAUUCAUCUACAUUUGAAAAUAAAGAUGUUUUGAAACAGG